Entamoeba nuttalli P19 is the source of this 480-nucleotide messenger RNA. RefSeq lists its product as hypothetical. Bases 1 to 480 code for a protein of 159 amino acids. The transcript has a single exon. The record is from RefSeq and is a predicted model, not a curated record. Lineage: Eukaryota; Evosea; Mastigamoebida; Endamoebidae.
AUGUCUGAUAUCUCUCCGUUUGGACAGCGGUGUGCUAGAUGCAAAGAUUUUCUCACUACGAGAGACUAUCUUCGAGAUAACAUAUAUUGCACCAAGUGCAAAAUUGAAAUAGAAGCGGAAGAAUUUAACCAAUUACCAAGAACAAAAAGAAGAUCCUCUCGAAUUCGUGAGCAUAGACUGAAAGCAGCAGAAAUGUUGAUGAAAGAAGAGCUUAUCAACAAGCCUAUAGUCACGAGAAAAGACGAAAAAGAACUAAAGAAUACUCAAAUAGUAGUCGAAUCGAUUGAGGAACAAGCUUGUUUUGUAAAACAACCAGAAGAAGAUUUCAUAAGUGUUAUUGAAACUGAAGUGCUUCCCCAAGAAGAGGACAGAGACAAUAAAAAGUAUGUUCUUAUAAACAAAAGAAAUACUGACAUAUCUGGAACAACGCCUAAAUAUGAAAAGAAACAAUCUAAGAGAAGGUCACUUCAAUGCCAAUAA